Molecule: messenger RNA, 1680 nt
Organism: Acytostelium subglobosum LB1
Lineage: Eukaryota; Evosea; Eumycetozoa; Acytosteliales; Acytosteliaceae
Exons: 1
Coding region: 1-1680 (559 amino acids)
Source: RefSeq, a predicted model, not a curated record
AUGAAGGAUAAAGUAAUUCUAACCAAACCUUUGGCUGCAUUGGCCUCAUCACAUAAGUCAGACAGUAGUGUAUUACCAAAGAGUGUUAGUUAUAACCUGAGCAGUAGUAGCAGCAGCUCAAGCAAGAGUAGUGGAAAUAGAAGUAAUCGUAGUAGUGCACUUGUUACUUCAAUAUCACUAGCUGAUCACUAUCAACAACAACAACAAAAGAGACAACAACAACAACUAUUACAACAACAACAACAAGAUUUGGAAACAUAUAAUGAUAAAGAGGCAAUGAUGGUUGUUAGUUGCCUGAAGAAUCAGAAUACACCAGACACAAUGUGCACGACAAAUAGCACUCUACCACCGCCAUUGAACUCGACUGCAUCGUCCUCCUCAUCCUCUUCCUCCUCGUCAUCAUUUGGUUCAAGCAAACAAACAAUGACUGCAAUUAUAUCAUCAUCAUCAUCGCAGCACUACAAUGAGUCUGCUUCCACUGCUGUUGCCAUUCACACAUCACAACAGCCAGGACAGCCCGCACAGACACAUAGACCAACACAGCUGUUCUUCACAAUGAUAGCCAACAGCCACAUUUGGAAGUCGAUCACAAAGCACGUGCUGACCAGACGCUCGAUAUUCUCUGAACGUCUGUCUUAUCGCCCGAUGCAAUGCCAGCGCUAUAAUCAGAUAAACUCGGCCGAAUGGAUGAUGGCCAACGAUCACUUUGGACUGCUGCUCGACAAGAUGAAGACGCAGCGCCCGCCAGUGUUCAAUCAACGCGCACUCAUUCAGUUGGCCGGCAAGUGCCGGAGCGCGCAAACCUUCCACCUGGUGUUCCAGGCAAAGCGCGAGUACUUUUGCAAUGAUACGGCGCUGGUCGAGGCUGCCAUUGAGGGCGGCAACCUCACCGUUGUACAAUAUAUGAUGGAUGAGCAGCACUGGCUGCUGCCUCCCACCGCCCUGGAGCUGGCGGCGCGCGCAGGUCACAUCGACGUGCUGGACUUCCUAAUACACAGGCGCCAGCCACUGCCGCCCAACACCGUUCCCGCGCUCUUCAAGAUCGCCCUGCAGCACAAUCGACUGGCAAUGGCGCGCCACAUUUUUGGCAAGAUUGGCUUCUUCCUGAGCGGCCCUGUCGACCAAUUCUUCCGCCUGCUCUGCUGCAUGGGCGACUUUGCCUUCUUCAAGCUGGUGUACGAGUCGCUGCAGCUGGUGCUGGCGUCGACGGCGCUCAAGGAGUACUUGACAUACCUCUCAGACCUGCUCAACUACCAGACGACGCCAUUGACACGCGAACACAUUCAAAUAAUCAGCUACAUUGAGCGAGGCAAUGGCCGCACUACACUGCCGCCAAUCUCAGCCACAAUGAGCGAUGCGGCCAUGUACAGUCUGUUUAUCCGCUGGAUCAAUUUGAAUCGCCCACAGGUCGUGGGCACAAUGUCCAACUCAAUCCUGAGGACCGCCGUGUUCUUUGAUGACGCUGAGCUUUACGCCUACACCGUCAAGACCUUCCCCAACGCCCAUCCAUGUCGCCACAUGCAGCUGGCCUGCUCACAAGGCGCACACAACAUUGUCCAGUACCUCAUCGAGAACCAGAUCGAGCCAAUGACGCACCGCUCCAUCCAGCUGGCCUACUUUGGUCGCCACAACACACGUCAUCAACUAUAUCCGCAACAACGUGGCGGCCAUCAAGAUUGA